Messenger RNA from Aplysia californica (California sea hare), 1445 nucleotides. RefSeq names its product craniofacial development protein 1. The record is from RefSeq and is a predicted model, not a curated record. NCBI's taxonomy places the organism in Eukaryota, Metazoa, Mollusca, Gastropoda, Aplysiida, Aplysiidae. Bases 193 to 1158 code for a protein of 321 amino acids. The transcript has 8 exons.
GAGGGAAGUCGUCACUCACAGUAUCUCGUCACAUAGGUUGUUGGGCCUUAAAUUCUCUUCUUUUUCUGCCUCCAGAACUCCAAACUCCAAACCGAGAAUCUCGUCAUUCAUUCUUUCCAGAAUCCAGUAUCCAGGUCCCGACAGUCUGUGUAGGCCUUCAAUACAAGUACCAGUUCAAGGAUCCGAGAAAAAAUGUCCGACGAAGAAGAUUACAAUUCGGAGGAAGAUGUGGAUUAUGUACCCACUGAUGGGGAGCAAGUCAGUGAGGAGGAGAAUUCUGGUGACGAAGAAGACUUGUCCCUGCUGAAUGAUGGUGAUGAGAGUCAAGGAAACAAAGUUGCUGGCAAAAGGAAGAAGACGGGGAAGAAAAAAAAUGCCAUAGAAUCACGGAAACGUCGAGGUGGCAUCAAACUUGAUGCAAAUGAAUCAAAAGACACUACUGGUGAACAGCAGAAUGGUGCUGAGGAGGACGACGAAAAGGAAAAAUCUCGAAAGAAAGAACUGGCAGAAGAAAUAGCCAGGGAGGAAGAGGAGAAGAGGAAAGAAAAAGAAAAGAAGAGAGCAGAUGAUUUGUGGUCCAGCUUCAUGUCCGACGUGAAGACAGUACCAAGCAAGAAGUCGACCUCAGGAUCAGGACUAGGGGGACUAAGUGCACAGGUUUCAUCUACAAAAGAAGAGACCUCAAAAGUACAACCUGCAGAGGCAGACAAGGGUGGAAAAGUUACAAUCACAAAAGUUUUUGACUUUGCGGGAGAAGAGGUCAAAAUCACCAAAGAGGUUGAUGCCAAUUCGAAAGAAGCAAAAGCGGAACAAAAGAAACAGGAAAAGGAAAGUCAGGAACAGCUCCAGAAACUGAAUCCUGCCCCAUGCAGUUCUAUACAAGCAGCAACUGUAGGGUUAGGGGUCAAGCGUCCAGCAGUUGGUGGUCUAGGCAGUGUGCUGAAUAAAAUUAACAAGAAGAGCAAAAUGGGAACUCUAGAAAAGUCCAAAAUAGACUGGGAUUCGUUUAAGAAGAAAGAGGGAAUUGACGAGGACCUCAAGAUUCACAACAAAGGAAAACAAGGGUACACAGAAAGAAUGGCAUUCCUCAGUCGGGCAGAUCAGCGGCAGUAUGAAAUAGAGAGAGAUCUAAGGCUAGGAAGUAGCAGUAAAAGAUAACAAUGAACUGGUUCCAAGACCUGCCUGGCAGUUCAGUUCAGACAUCAAGAAUCUUAAUUUAAAAAUGUUGUAAAGUAAAGUGAAUGUUGAGUGUACAAAUUUUGUAACAUGCGCAUUUAUGCUUGUGAUUGUCUGUAUUGAGAGAGAGAAGAGUGGAUAUGAUUGUACUGUUUCUUUUAAAAAAUAUGUUUGACUUGCACUUCAUUCACUGUGUUUGGUGUUGUUCUUUUUUUUUUUUAACCAUCAUCCAUUUGUUCCCUUCCAUCAAUAAAAAUUUGAACAAAUAA